AUGUGGGACAGGCUGCAUCUCUACCCGCUAAGCCACUCAGGUCGCAGUGGAUUUCCCAAGAAGGACUUCCGGAGAAAGAGCUGGAAAUCCAACCGUUGGCAAGGUCCCUACCAGGUGCUUCUCGUCACAAAGACAGCGGUCAAGUUCGCCGAGAGAGCCACGUGGGUCCACGCCAGCCACUGCAAAGUCGUAGUCACAGGCCAGGAGGGACGGUGUCAUCCAGGGAGGAACCUCAACUCUUCCAUGGUCAGGGUCAAGGAGUUACAUCAGAUAGCAACAUGGAUUGAGGAGUCUACACUGAAACAACAGAUGGGCCCCCCGUUCCUGCAAGUACCAGGCGGAGUGGCAGCUGAAGACUUAUCUGCAGAAUUGGUCAAAUACACUGGAAGUGAGUCAAAAGAGGAAGAUGCUAAAGACGUGAAGAAGUGCUAUUGGCCACUGGUGAAGUGUGUGACUGUCAGGGGGCCGAAGAAGGGUCUUCUCCAGCACGUCACACUUGUGGAUCUUCCUGGAAACCGGGACCGUAACAAGACCAGAGACACAAUGUGGAAAAAGGUUGUUGGAAGUUGUUCUACUGUGUGGAUUGUGGCUGAGAUCAAUGGAGCAGCUUCUGAAAAAGAAUCCUGGGAGAUCCUGGAAGAAUCCUGCAGCCUCAUGGGAAAUGGUCGCGAGUGUCAGCAGAUUCAUUUGAUCUGCACCAUGUCUGAUAGUCUUGGAGGUUCAGAUGAUCAGUCAGCAGCUGAUGUUCGUGCUCUGAUACUAAAACAAAACGAGCAAGCCAAGAUAGACGUGAAGGCAGAAUUCAGCAAACUAAAAGACGCUAAGGAAUUCCUGCAAGAUCUCAACGACUGGCAGACAUGGAACUAUGUGUCUGGAGCUCUGGGGGUUCUCUCUCUGAUUCAGGCAGCCAGCAGCAGAGAGAGAGGAACAUCAAGUAACAACAUCUUUCACUGUCUUUCAUAUUGA
Messenger RNA from Trematomus bernacchii (emerald rockcod), 966 nucleotides. RefSeq lists its product as uncharacterized. NCBI's taxonomy places the organism in Eukaryota, Metazoa, Chordata, Actinopteri, Perciformes, Nototheniidae. The transcript has 6 exons. Bases 1 to 966 code for a protein of 321 amino acids. Gene Ontology annotation, molecular function: GTPase activity. The record is from RefSeq and is a predicted model, not a curated record.